Messenger RNA from Pleuronectes platessa (European plaice), 3802 nucleotides. Its product is annotated as fatty acyl-CoA reductase 1. The coding region runs from base 296 to 1783 and encodes 495 amino acids. Gene Ontology annotation, molecular function: alcohol-forming very long-chain fatty acyl-CoA reductase (NADP+) activity. Gene Ontology annotation, biological process: long-chain fatty-acyl-CoA metabolic process. NCBI's taxonomy places the organism in Eukaryota, Metazoa, Chordata, Actinopteri, Pleuronectiformes, Pleuronectidae. The record is from RefSeq and is a predicted model, not a curated record. The transcript is spliced from 13 exons. Gene Ontology annotation, cellular component: peroxisome.
CGCAGACACACGUUCACAGGCGGGCAGGCAGGUUGUGCAAUCGACGGAGGAAGAACCGGGCGUCUUGAGUCGGUGGAAGUAUCCGAGCAGCAGGAGCCCAAACGCGGCCGGUGGGUGGAGGCAGAGAGUCCGCAGCUACCGCACAGCCUCUUUGACAACCUCGAGAGAAAGAAGCCGCCCGCACCGAGUGACGUCCACGGUAAGGAGCUGCCUGAAGGCCAGAACCUCGACGACUGAGAGGAGCAGACAACAGAGGGAACGACCAGACUGACAGACAUCUGCAGCGGGCAGCAACAUGGCGUCCAUAACGUCCAUAGCGGAAUACUACGCCGGCAAGAAUGUCAUGAUCACGGGGGCCACGGGCUUCAUGGGAAAAGUGCUGGUGGAGAAGCUGCUGAGGUCGUGCCCCGAGGUCAAAGCCCUCUACAUCCUGGUCAGACCCAAAGCCGGGCAGUCCAUGGAGCAGAGGGUCAGCGACAUGAUGAAGUGCAAACUUUUCGACCGCGUGCGGGAGGACAACCCCGACUUCCACCAGAAAAUCUUCCCCAUCAGCAGCGAGCUGAUGGAGCCGGGCCUCGCCAUCAGCCCGGAGGACGUGGAGAAGCUCAGCGCCUGCAUCCACAUCAUCUUCCACUGCGCCGCCACCAUCCGCUUCGACGAGCCGCUCAAACUCGCCCUGCGACUGAAUGUAAUCGCCACGCAGCAGCUCCUCAGCCUGGCCCACCAGAUGCACCACCUCGAGGCCUUCAUUCACUACUCCACCGCCUAUGCAAACUGCAACCGCAAGCACAUCGAUGAGGUCAUCUACCCGCCGCCCAUCGAACCCCAGAAGCUGAUCGAGUCCCUCGAGUGGAUGGAUGACAGCAUGGUGCGGGACAUCACGCCGGGCCUCAUCGGCGAACGGCCCAACACCUACACCUACACCAAAGCCCUGGCCGAGUACGUGGUGCAGCAGCAGCAGGACAAGCUCAACAUCGGCAUCAUCAGACCCUCCAUAGUGGGAGCCAGCUGGCAGGAGCCGUUCCCUGGUUGGAUCGACAACUUCAACGGGCCGAGCGGAGUCUUCAUAGCUGCCGGUAAGGGAAUCCUGCGCACCAUGAGAGCCAACAACGAUGCGGUGGCUGAUCUGAUCCCUGUGGACGUGGUCAUCAACCUCACUCUGGCUGCCGGCUGGUACACGGCUGUACACAGACCCAAAACAGCUCUGGUGUACAACUGUACGACCGGUGGCAUCAACCCGUUCCACUGGGGAGAGAUCGAGCACCACGUGAUGUCGUCCUUCAAGAGGAACCCUCUGGAGCAGGCCUUCCGCCGGCCCAACGCAAACAUCACCUCCAACUACCUGAUCUACCAGUACUGGAUCCUGGUCAGCCACAAGGUCCCCGCCCUCCUCUACGACUUCUUCCUGCGACUCACCGGAAAGAAGCCGCAGAUGAUGCGCAUCUUUAAUCGUCUGCACAAGGCCAUCGACCUGUUGGAGUAUUUCAGCGGCCAGGACUGGGACUGGAAAUCGGACAAUAUGAGCAUGUUGUUGAAACAGCUAACACCAGAGGACAAGAAGACGUUUAACUUUGACGUGCGUCAGCUGAACUGGCCCGAGUACAUCGAUAACUACUGCAUCGGCACCAAGAAGUACGUCCUGAACGAGGACAUGGCCGACAUUCCUCUCGCCCGGCAACAUCUGAGGAAACUGAGGAACAUCCGCUACACCUUCAACACUCUGCUGAUCAUCUUCAUCUGGAGGAUCUUCAUCGCCCGCUCGGAGAUGGCCCAAAACAUCUGAAAUCAGCAGGACACGUUUCGGUGUGGAUUAUGGAGGAUCUCUACGUGCGGGGGCGGCGGUCGAGUGGAGCACUCAGGAUGGAGGAAAGACGUCUACCAGCCGUGAAUUAUGUGUUUCAUUUUGGAAAUCCGUCACCAAUUCCCCGUCCAGAAAAAAGUGUUCACUCUUUUUCGAACCCUCUUCUUCUCAAAGUGGCCAAUUAUAUAUGCAACAAUAAGCCUUCUGGGUGAUUUCUACUUUCUUCUCCACCACAUGGGCUCCAUCCUCUUGGAUCUCGGUACACUGCCUUUUGCCUUGGGAUGACUUCUUCUCUUUUUUUUCAUACUUGAAAUCUAGCAGUUCUUCAGUGGAGGACAAUUUCUACGAGGUUAUUUGGGGUCUUGGUUUUUUACUGUGGGGGAAGCCACUUCCUGUCUUUAUUGAUGCGCAGGUGAUUUGGAUAUCUGCACGUCAUGUAUUAUGUGUUUCUACUGCCUUUUUAACAUAACACACACACACACACACACAACUGACUAGUGUUACCCGUCUCAAGGUCAAUCCACACAUUACUGAUACCAGGAUUAAAGCAAAAACCCAAACACACACACACACACACACACAGAAAACCGCAUCACUAGAUACGGAACAUAUAGAUCUGCCGUCUUUCUUGCUGAGGUCUUCACUUAAUUUACCGUCACACGAUUCUGUCUCGGAACACUCAUCCACUUUUUGCCUGUUUGUACAGAAGUUUGUACUGAAACUAAGUUUACUACUUUUACAUCUUUAUACUUGCGUCGAAGGCUCGUCUGUUACGUGGUAGACCUUGGCAGUGUAUUAUAUAUAAAUAAGAGUACAUCAGAGUUGAGUUUAUUUGUAUAGCCCAGUGGGAUAUAUUGUACAGUGUUCCCUACUGUUUCUAACCGAGCGCCGCGAACUUUGACCUUUCAGGAAGUAACUUCAGAACAGAAGUGGUUAAAUAAGGUUCUUGGUUUAUCUUAUUUUAGAGAGAAGGUGAAAACUGCCACAGUGACUCAACUGUAAUGCUAAUACACCGCUUGAAGAAAAGAAGGGAACACUUAUAUCACCAAGUCGGGUAAACUUGAGCAGAGUGUAUGAAAGCUGACUGAAGCUAUGAAAGCUACAAGCCGGAGCUUUUCCACCUCAGCUUCAUGUGUGAGAAAAGAAGGAUCUUUGUAAAGCAGCUGUUGACUGUGAGUAAACAGGCCGGAGUCUGGAGCCAUUGUUGUUACUGAUUGCAAUAUAUAGACUGUCAUCUGCUUAGAGGGAAAACAUAAUGUAUUUGCAAGUUGAUAUACAAAACAAAAGUAGUGGACCGAGUAUGGAGCCUUGAGGGACUCCCUACCCCAAUCGAUGGAUGGGCAGCUGUUUUUAAGAAAGACAAACUGCGUAUGAUGUCUGGACCUAAAUCACAAGAGUGACAGAUUAUAACCCCCCCGCCCCCUGUGUUACAUUCUCGACCCCUGUUUGGAAAAUCUGUACAUAUCUGAACUUGCAUAUUAUUCUUAUAGAUUACCCCAAAAACUGUAUUUUACUGUAGAAUUCUUGUGCGUGGUGAGUGACUCCACGGGAUUCCAACGCAGAGCUUCCGACAGAGUCUACCAAGAAGUGUUAAAAUGGUGACGGGCGAUUUUUUUUAACUAAACUGUACAACGUUGUACAGGUUGACUCUUGACUGAGUACAAAUACAUAAGUUAUGAGCGUUUAUGGGAGAAAAAGGGAUACAAAUAAAUAAAAAUUUAUGCAAAAAUGUCUGUGGUUUACCGUCCUUAAUUUCAGAGGAUGGUAAACCACAAUGUCUGCAGCAGCGCCUGUAUGAACUUUGCAGAGCGCCAGGAAACCCGAGGACAGGAGCUAGUACACUGUAUGUCAGCAAAACAGCAACACAUAAUCAAUAACGUCAUGUUCUUCUUUCUGGUGUCAUUUGCAACAUGUCUGACCGCCUGUGUUCCCGGCUCUGACAUCACGUCGUUCAAGUCUGCUUGGCAAAACUGAAAUAAACAACAAGAUGGAAUUAAACAA